AUGUCGUCUAAAUUCUAGGAAGGCGUUUGCCAAAAUCAAGGCUGAUGUGGAAUGUGGCUGCAACAGAAUACCCCAAGUGUGACCAUAAGGUAUGAUUCUUUGUCUGCUGUACCAAACUUCUUAAGUACGUUUUUGCCAUUUGAUCACCUGGCUUCAGCUACAAUGCAACAAGCUUUAGAACUGGCAUUGGAUCGUGCAGAGUAUAUCAUUGAAAGUGCCCGUCAGAGACCUCCCAAAAGAAAAUAUUUAUCUAGUGGAAGAAAAUCUGUAUUUCAAAAGCUCUAUGAUUUAUAUACAGAAGAAUGUGAAAAAGAGCCUGAGAUAAAGCAGAAGCUGAGGCGAAGUGUGAAUUUACUUGAGAAGCUGGUUAUGCAGGAGACGUUGUCAUGCCUGGUAGUGAACCUCUAUCCGGGAAAUGAGGGUUAUUCACUUAUGCUCAGGGGAAAAAAUGGUUCAGAUUCUGAGACCAUCCGGCUGCCUUAUGAGGAAGGAGAGCUGCUUGAAUAUUUGGAUGCAGAGGAGCUACCACCUAUUUUGGUUGAUCUUUUAGAAAAAUCUCAGGUUAAUAUUUUUCACUGUGGAUGUGUCAUAGCAGAAAUACGUGACUAUAGGCAGUCUGGUAACAUGAAAUCUCCAACAUACCAAAGCAAGCACAUUCUUUUGCGUCCUACAAUGCAGACUUUAGUUUGUGACGUGCAUUCUAUAACAAGUGACAACCACAAAUGGACACAGGAGGACAAACUCCUACUUGAAAGCCAGCUUAUUUUGGCUACGGCAGAGCCUUUGUGUCUUGAUCCUUCAAUAGCAGUGACCUGUACUACAAACAGACUCCUGUACAACAAGCAGAAGAUGAAUACUCGCCCCAUGAAACGGUGCUUCAAGAGGUACUCAAGGUCAUCUCUGAACAGACAGCAGGAAGUAGCUCACUAUUCAACUCCACCUCAGCUCCGGCUACUUGACUACUUGCAGAAGAGAAAGGAGAGGAAAGGAGCCCAGCAGUAUGACCUCAAAAUUUCUAAAGCUGGAAAUUGUGUAGAUAUGUGGAAACAGAACCCUUGCUACUUGACUGCGCCUUCUGAAGUGGAUGUGGAGAAGUACGCCAAAGUGGAAAAGUCUAUCAAGCCUGAUGACUCGCAACCAACCGUCUGGCCAGCACAUGAAAUAAAAGAUGAUUAUGUGUUUGAAUGUGAAGUUGGUAAUCAGCUUCAAAAAACAAAACUGACCAUUUUUCAGUCUCUUGGAAAUCCUUUGUACUAUGGUAAAAUUCAGACACUCAAAGGUGAUGAGGAAAAUGACAACCUAUUAACUCCAUCACAGUUCCUUAUUGGUUCCAAGACUGAUGCUGAAAGAGUGGUGAACCAGUAUCAGGAAUUAGUACAAAAUGAAGCUAAAUGUCCUGUGAAAAUGUUUCAUAAUUCAUGUGGAUCAGUCAAUCUUAGUCAUCUUUCUCCAGGGAAGGAAAUGGAACAGCCAGAGAGUAUAUCAGGCUCUGUUCAGUCUUCAGUAUUGGGGAAAGGUGUAAAACACCGGCCUCCUCCCAUCAAAUUACCUUCAAGUUCCGGAAGUAGCUCCUCAGGUAAUAUUUUUAGUCCACAACAGUCAAGUGGCCAUCUAAAAUCCCCAACUCCUCCUCCUCCUUCUAAGCCUCCUGGUCUUUCUCGGAAACAAUCUAUGGAUCUUAAUCAAGUUAGCAUGCUCUCUCCAGCUGCCAUGUCUCCUGCAAGCUCUUCACAAAGGUCUGGAACUCCUAAACCAUCUACUCCUACUCCAACCAACACCCCUUCAUCGACCCCACACCCUCCUGAUGCUCAGAGCACAACUCCUAUUACCCCUUCUGCCACCCCUACUCCCCAAGAUUCAGGCUUCACCCCUCAGGCCACUUUGUUAACCCCGUUUGCUCAGCAGCAGAUGUCUCUGAGCCAGGCACUGCCUGUAAUGACCAUUCCUCUUUCCACCAUGGUAACAUCCGUUACUACAGGAACAGCAUCCACCCAGGUCAUGGCAAACCCUGCAGGACUUAACUUCAUCAAUGUAGUGGGCUCUGUGUGUGGAGCACAGACACUGAUGAGUGGUUCAAACCCUAUGUUGGGGUGCAACACUGGUGCCAUAGCCCCUGCAGGUAUAAAUCUGAGUGGCAUUUUACCAUCAGGAGGUCUGGUACCAAAUGCCUUGCCUGCUGCAAUGCAGUCUGCCUCUCAAGCAGGCAGCCCCUUUGGUUUGAAAAAUGCAUCAAAUCUUCGGCCCUUAAAUCUUCUACAGCUUCCAGGUGGUUCACUUACUUUUAACCCACUCCAGCAGCAGCCACUGUCACAGUUUUCUCCACAGCAACAAUCUCAGCAGCCUAUAACCUGUAGUCCUCAGCAACAGGGAGAACAGGUGUGUGCUAACAACCCUCAGCCUGGGGUGCGUGGAUCAAAGAGUUUCUCCUAUUCUCCACAUCUACACAAAUAAAUGAGCCUUUACCCAGUAGAUCUGAAGCAGAGGGGAGGAAAGUCUUCCUCCAAACCUUUCUCAAUCUGAAGAGACUGCAGCAGCUUUGUUGCCAUGGCUGGACUGGGUUAUUCUCCGUUACUUACAUCCUGUAUAAAAAGAGCUGUAACAAAACAACUGGCUAAGCACUAACUCUAGCAUAAAGAGAGCCAGCUCACUGUAUGAGAGGUGUAAAAUCAGCUUAGUGUUGUCCUGUUAUAACUAGCUGAUGUAGAGAUACAUCAGGUAAACACAUUAAAACCAUAUUCGGGGUAACUAUGGAGUAAGUACAAAUUCUUACUUACACUGGUGUGAGUCGGCAUAUGAUCCUCACCGCUGUAGUUCAACACAAUUGUUCUUUUUGCACCAGAGGAAGCACCAGUUGGCUUUAAAGCUGUAAUCUUAAGACGCUGCUGCUGCUUGUAAGUAGUGUUAAAGGCUUUAAUCACUGAAGAGGCCUAUAAAGUCCUGAAAGAGACUGAUCUGCCUGUUCUCAAAAUGACAGACUUUGAGUGGUUGGUUCUACCUGUGCCUAAAAAACUUCACCAGCACUAGUGCACCAGUUUGGGAGAAGUAGCUGUUCUGCUUUUGUGGUCUUUAGCUUUUGUCUUUCCAGAUAUGUUUGCCAGACUUCUGUUUGCCAAAUAGCUUCUACUGGAUACUCUGUUUAUCAUGAUAAUUUUGUUCAUUCUGCUGUAGACUGGUCAUAGAUGAGAUACCUCUUUCUAA
Neopsephotus bourkii (Bourke's parrot) is the source of this 3198-nucleotide messenger RNA. RefSeq names its product SPT20 homolog, SAGA complex component (gene SUPT20H). The coding region runs from base 52 to 2451 and encodes 799 amino acids. The transcript has 22 exons. Gene Ontology annotation, molecular function: transcription coregulator activity. The record is from RefSeq and is a predicted model, not a curated record. Lineage: Eukaryota; Metazoa; Chordata; Aves; Psittaciformes; Psittacidae. Gene Ontology annotation, cellular component: SAGA complex. Gene Ontology annotation, biological process: regulation of transcription by RNA polymerase II.